CUUACUAGGACCUGAAUGGAGAGAGUACAGCUGCCAGGACCUGGAUGGAGGAGCGCGCAGCUGCCAGGACCUGGACGUCAGAGCGCACGGCAGCCCGAACCCCGCCCCGCGCGCGCGCGUGCUCGGCGUUGGCGCAGUCCGGUUCUGAGUCGUCGGCUGAGGCUUCUCGGCCUCGCUCUCCGGCCGAUUCCCGGCUCUUCUGCGCCCUCUCCGCCGGCGCCGCCACCCGCAGCCCUGGCGCUCCCCGCGGGCCCCGCUGAGGCCGUCUGCGCCUUGUGCCAGCGCGCGCCCCGCGAGCCGGUGCGCGCCGACUGCGGCCACCGUUUCUGCCGGGCGUGCGUGGUGCGCUUCUGGGCCGAGGAGGACGGGCCCUUCCCGUGCCCCGAGUGUGCCGACGACUGCUGGCAGCGCGCCGUAGAGCCCGGCCGCCCUCCACUCAGUCGCCGCCUUCUGGCACUCGAGGAGGCGGCCGCGGCGCCGGCCCGCGACGGCCCUGCCAGCGAGGCCGCGCUACAGCUGCUGUGCCGGGCCGACGGAGAUCCGCUAUGCUCGGCCUGCCGCAUGGCCGCGGGCCCGGAGCCGCCCGAAUGGGAGCCGCGCUGGAGGAAGGCGCUACGCGGCAAGGAGAACAAGGGGUCCGUGGAAAUCAUGAGGAAGGACUUAAAUGAUGCCCGGGACCUGCACGGUCAGGCAGAAUCAGCGGCUGCUGUGUGGAAGGGGCAUGUCAUGGACCGAAGAAAGAAGGCCCUGACUGACUACAAGAAGCUUCGGGCCUUCUUCGUGGAAGAGGAGGAACACUUUCUGCAGGAGGCUGAGAAGGAUGAGGGUGCUUCUGAGGAUGAUGAGCAGGCCGAUCCUGCAGAACGCUUCCGGUCCCUACUGCAGGCUGUGUCGGAGCUGGAGAAGAAGCACCGGAACCUGGGCCUUAGCAUGCUUCUGCAGUGAUGAUGCUUAGCGGCAGGCUGGCCCCCUGGAGCAUGAGGCAGAAGGAACCACCUUCCACAGCUGGCCUGUAGCACCCCUACCUACAUCUCUCAGACCUCUGCCUGGCACCACCCUUCAUCCUGGACAGGUUCCCAUCUCCGUCAACUCUGACAGCACGUUGGCCCGGGAUGAAGCGUCAGCAGUGCCUCGCUUCUGGUCAUCCACGUAGCUCCAUUUCUCAGCUGUGUUUUUAGUUUUCUUUGGGGUAUGAAUGUGCUCAGGCUUGUACCUGUUGCUAGUAGAGACCAGUCCUGGAUUCCCUUCCCAGUGUGUCCCAACCCUGUCUGAGACCACUGGGCAGCUCUGACGCCCCUUCUUGUUUAGCCAUGGCUCAGGGCCUAGUGUGGCGAUAUGUCACUCUAGUAUCCAGGAACCAAACCUUGCACCUUCCCCAUUGGUGCCCAUGACAGGGUUGGCUCACCAGACAUCCCUCAGCAAGGCUCACGAGCAUACCAGUUACGGUCAGCCUGUAUUAGUGCCAGGGAAUAGAGAUACAGGAGUCCCUGGGGUGUGGCUGAGAACCAACUCUUGGGGGAAAAAAGAUGAAGCGUUCUCCACCCUCCAGAGGCCUGUUCCCCUUUGGGUCUUGCUGUGCUGGACCCUGGGAGCUGCCUUCUGCUCUGUUUUCCCGGCCUCUUUCCUCCCAGCGUGUGCCCCUUGGGUGUCACUGGCAUCCCAAAGUGCUCCCUACUGUUACCCACCUCUCAUGGAAGGACCCUCUUCCCUGCAGAAGAGCAGCAGGGGUGGCAUCUUCAGGCCACCUGGUGCUUCACUUCGCUGUAUUUUUGGCUUUUUCUCACCUCAUAUUUUCUCCAGUAGGUUAAUUUUACAAAACUUGUGGCGUAGCGGUAGCGUGGUUGCCUGCAGCAUUGUGUAUGUAGAUAACUAGUCCAAGAAACAAAACCCAGCAGAGUGGACAGACAGGUCAGGGGCCAAAGAUUCAGACCUAUGUAGGUUUGGGGUAGCAGUGUUUGUCCUCAGAAGGCCCUGGCUUUGGGUGUAGUGACUGGCUCCAGCUUGACUCCCAGGUGGGCUGGGUUCUCAGUGCUGAAUAAAGUGGUUUGCUCCAG
Onychomys torridus (southern grasshopper mouse) is the source of this 2054-nucleotide messenger RNA. It is a transcript of the gene Rnf187, whose product is annotated as ring finger protein 187. The transcript is spliced from 4 exons. The coding region runs from base 16 to 945 and encodes 309 amino acids. The record is from RefSeq and is a predicted model, not a curated record. NCBI's taxonomy places the organism in Eukaryota, Metazoa, Chordata, Mammalia, Rodentia, Cricetidae.